CAAUUCCCAGGGUCCGCUGCGAAAUGCAGCUGCGUACGCGGGCCCCAAAGUAUUUGGUUGGAUACGCGUGAGGAUCUGUCAAAUCCGGAGCAGAGAUUCAAAAGUGUGCGCACACUCGCGGUAGAGUUAUAUCCCUUUCGUACCGGAUAGUGUGCGUUUGCAAGGGGUUUCCUCAUUAAAACGAAAUUGCAGUUGCGUAGCUGUUCAGAAUUGACAGUGUUAUUGGGCUCAAUCUACCAACGAUUCACUAAUGAAAACAGUUUGUUAAGAUGAGUAGUAAUGCAGCCAGUCCCAUGUCAGCUGGAGGGAACACGGCAUCUAGCAGCGGGAAGGGAUCAGCAAAGUCGACCAGCUUCAUUGCAGAACUUCAGACUAUGAUGUAUGCUCUGGGGGAUGCUCGCCGACCUCUCCACGAGACUGCAGUUUUGAUUGAAGAUAUUGUGCAUUCUCAAUUGAUUAACUUGUUGCACCAGGCUGCUGAAAUUUCACAGGUCAGAGGAGCUCGAGUCAUAGCAGCAGAAGAUAUUUUGUUUUUAAUGCGGAAAGACAAGAGAAAAUUACGACGGUUGCUAAGGUAUAUGAGUUUCCGGGAUUUUAAAUCCAAAAUCAUUAAGGGUGUUGAAGAUGAAGAUAUUAUUGAAGCAGACAAAUCCAGCAGCAGUAUAAACAAGCGCCAGAAACUUUACCAAGAAUUCCUCAGUUCCAUUGACCAAACAGGGGAGCUGCUGGGCUUGCUUGAGGAGGAUGAUGCUGAUGAAGUCAAACAGGAGCGGCUGGAGAGAGCUGAGCGCCAAACUCGAAUGAUGGAUUCAUCUCAGUAUGCAGAGUACUGUGAGAGCCGCCAGCUGAGCUUUGCCAAGAAGUCAAGUAAGUUUAAAGACUGGUUAGACUGCAGCAGCAUGGAGGUCAAGCCUAAUCCAGUCGCAUUAGAGAUCAUGGCAUACUUAGCCUAUGAAACAGUGGCCCAGCUGGUGGACCUAGCUCUUUUGGUGAAGCAAGAUAUGACAGCUAAAACUGGUGAUCCAUUUAAUAAUGCCAGAGCUGCAACAUUUGCACAUCACAACACUACAUUGCCUGAGAUGCAACUUCAUGUUCAAUCUGUCAACCUGAAGAACAAUCCUGAUUCUCCUGAGAAUACACCCCCAUCAACCCCAACUACUCCAGCAUCAACCGUGCCACAUGUGUCUAAAACACAUUCAGGAAAUGUGGGCAAUGGGAGCUUGGGCCAAGAUUCCAGCAAUUCCAAGGCAAAAACUCGCAAGCGAAAAAAGAGUGCUGCAGCUUGUGGUCUAGAGACUCACAGUGAUGCCAUCCAGCCCAGCCACAUCAGAGAGGUGAUCCGACGGUACAGCCACAAAAUUGGCCCUCUUUCUCCAUUCACACUAUCCAGGAAUAUGCUGGAAUGUGUGGUUAUGUGGUCUGGAUGGGAGGACAAGUGCGGUGUGAUGCUUUCUGCAGUCAAAUAGCCUACCUACACCAACUCCCUCCAAAGUGCAUACCGCAUAACUGGAAUGACGUUUCUAGCCUGCUGAAAACGGAAGGAACAAGAAGCUUGUUGUUACUGAAACAUAACCACUGCAAGGAAACAAGGCUCUGUCAGUACACUGUAUACGUGUGUGUGUGUGUGUGUUGUGUGAGCAGUUGUGACAAUUCACUGACCUACACCCUGCCAUCAAUCCUGUUUACUUGGUGGAAUGUUUUAGUUAAUUAAAGCCAGAUGUUUGGUGUGCGUAUAGAUGGAUAGGAACACAGAACACCAGCUGUGUCCAUUUGUGUCAUAUUGAUCAAACUGAAUGAAAUCUUUUUCUGCCCAAAUACACAUUUGUACUCAUGGUGCAAAUCCUCAUCCAUAACAAGAGUAUUUGUGUGAGCAGCCAAUAGGGUUGUGAAGCCAGAAGAUUACUUCUUUUCUAACUAAUAGUCAAAAUGUUUGUUACAGAGUGACAGAAUACUGCAAAAUUCCCCACAAUUUACCAACUGAAGAAAAAAUGUCAGAUUUAUAAAAAUGGAGUGACCAACUUUGGAAAAUAUUAUAAUUUUGCAUAAUAAUAGAAUUGUUCUGUAAUAAUGCAAAGUUAAUGUCAUGCUAUCAUAGUUAGGUGAGCUGUUAAUUUCAUGGAACUAUAAUUGUCAAAUGUUUGCAUUUUUAAACAGCAUCUGGAAAUACUGACAAUCUGAAAGCCUCUUAAUUUGCCAUAUUUACAUGAAUAGACAAUGAAGAUGUUGAAAUCAGUGCGUAAGGUUUAAGAAUGCCAACUCAAGAUUGCUACAGAAGGGUGUUGAAGAAGAUGGGAGUUAAAUGUCUCAUUGUCACCAAAUGUUUUUGUUUCUUAUUCUCAUGAUUUGUAACUCCGUAGCUUUUCUACAAAUGGUUAUUAAAAAUCAGCAUAUGGACAUCAAACUUUUUAAAUAAACUUUUGGUGAUUACAACUGA
This is a messenger RNA of Pristis pectinata (smalltooth sawfish), 2434 nucleotides long. It is a transcript of the gene supt3h, whose product is annotated as SPT3 homolog, SAGA and STAGA complex component. The transcript has 14 exons. The record is from RefSeq and is a predicted model, not a curated record. Gene Ontology annotation, biological process: transcription by RNA polymerase II. Gene Ontology annotation, molecular function: protein heterodimerization activity; transcription coactivator activity. The coding region runs from base 270 to 1466 and encodes 398 amino acids. NCBI's taxonomy places the organism in Eukaryota, Metazoa, Chordata, Chondrichthyes, Rhinopristiformes, Pristidae.